UUUAACCCCUUUCUUGAUCAUUCCCAAAUCUACUAAACAGAACCCAACUCACUCUCUGGUUAGAGCGUUUAAUGAUCGUCAAUCAUCGUCCAAACCCAAACGAGAGCAAUUCUCUGGUUUUAAUUUCUGUCUUUUUUCUGUUCAGUCUCCACUAAUUUUGGUUUUCUUCUGCAAUUCCUUCUUUUUCUUUCUUUUUUUGGGUUGUAAAACUUGCUACGGAAGCAUGAGAUUUUCUUUAAAGAAUGUCUUGUUUUGUCACUGAUUUCUUUUCAUUUAUUUUUUAUAAAAUUGUUUUCCAAUAUGCUCAAAGAGGGAAACUCAACAAUCUCGUCUUGGCAUUAGUGAAUUCGAGUAUCUGUUUUGAAUCCCAUUAAGGGCACUCAACUCUUGGUGAUGUUCUAUACCAAAAGUCCAUGAUGCAGCAACAACAACAGCAACAGCAUGGGGAAAGCUCGCUUUACAGUUUAGAGAACAUUAAGAGAGACUACCGGUUGAAGAAGCAGAGAAUUCAUGCCGCGUUGUGGAUGAAAGAAAUUGAAAAGCAGGAGGAGGCCAAGCUUGGGGAUUCCACCACCUCCGCGGCUGGCCCAAAAGAUAUCGACAGGCCGCUCGACAGCUGUUCUGAAAAAGGUGGCAUGAAGAAGAAUCCGAAGAAGUCUGCGUGGCAUGAAGAAGAAUCCAAAGAAGUCACGGCAAACUUGGAUGGAACUAGUUGGAAUCACAAGUCGCAGGUAGGGAUAGAAGGAUAGAAGGAUAGAAGGAGAGAACGAGAGAAAGUGAGAGGAGAGAAUGAAAUGGUAUAUAGGUGAAAUGAGGGGUAUUUUUGGGAUGAUAAGAUAAAGAUGUUUUACUCAUAAGGGCUAAAGUGUUAUUUCAUUGCAUCAUUUCACAGAGACUGUCUAAUUUGGUGAAAGAGAGGGUGUGUUCCUAUAAUAUUGACAUUCUCUAAGAGGCGGUGUUGUAAAUUACCCUUAU
Messenger RNA from Macadamia integrifolia, 975 nucleotides. RefSeq names its product protein GAMETE CELL DEFECTIVE 1, mitochondrial-like. The transcript is spliced from 2 exons. The record is from RefSeq and is a predicted model, not a curated record. Bases 414 to 749 code for a protein of 111 amino acids. Lineage: Eukaryota; Viridiplantae; Streptophyta; Magnoliopsida; Proteales; Proteaceae.